This is a messenger RNA of Trichoderma harzianum CBS 226.95, 1437 nucleotides long. RefSeq lists its product as hypothetical. The record is from RefSeq and is a predicted model, not a curated record. Gene Ontology annotation, biological process: transmembrane transport. The transcript is spliced from 5 exons. Bases 1 to 1437 code for a protein of 478 amino acids. Gene Ontology annotation, molecular function: transmembrane transporter activity. NCBI's taxonomy places the organism in Eukaryota, Fungi, Ascomycota, Sordariomycetes, Hypocreales, Hypocreaceae. Gene Ontology annotation, cellular component: membrane.
AUGUCACCCUCUGACACAACGACUGCGGAUGCAGCAGAGUCCCUCUCCAGUGCCGAGUAUCGUAAGCUUAUCUGGAAACUCGACGUGCAUCUCCUGCCACCACUCUUUGUAUUGUGGUUUAUCUCCUUGAUCGACCGCGUCAACAUUGGCACGGCGAGGAUCCAGGGUCUUGAGAAGGACCUUGGGAUGAAUCCUUUGACCAACCAGUUCAACAUUGCAACCGUUGUCGUUUUCAUUGGCCUCAUGCUGGCAGAGGUAGUUCCAAGCAACUGGCUGGUCAAAAGAUUCACACCGUCUACCGUGCUCUGUGGUGAAUGCAUAAUUCUCGGGAUCUUCACAAUUGUUCAAGGCCUGCUCAAAAGCUUUGGCGGUCUCGUUGCUAUACGGCUUAUCAUUGGCAUCUUAGAAGCGGGACUGAUCCCUGGUUCCAUCUUCUUGCUGGCAGCAUACUACCCAAGAUACGAGCUGCAAUGGCGUGUGAGCAUGCUCCAUGUGGGCAAUGCGCUCUCCAACGCCGUCGGUGGACUGUUGGCCUAUGCUGUUGCCAGCAUCCAUUCAUCAAAUGGAUGGCAUGGAUGGAGAUGGAUCUUCGUCAUUGAGGGUUCGAUCACAAUUGCCCUCACGUUAUUCUGCUGGCCCUUUAUGAACAAUUGGCCAGCUACAGCGAAGUGGCUCAAGCCGAGCGAGAAGGCCGUCUUGGAAGAACGCAUUCGUCUCGACGGCAUCAUCGGCCGUAUGGACGUGUUAGACCGCAAGGCUGUCAUCCGAUGCCUCACAGAUUGGAAGAUUUAUCUCAGUGCUUUCAUCAUUGUAGGCGUCAUCUCGAGCGUUUACUCAUGCACUCUGUUUGCCCCAACGAUCGUCUCAGUUCUCAAGCCUGGAUCCUCUCCGAAGAAAAUCCAGUCCCUGGUGAUUCCAAUCUUCGUUGCAGCGUCAGCCACCACCCUGGCGUGUGCAUACAUCUCAGACAAAUUAAAACACCGCGCCGGCGUCGCCCUGGCAGGCUGUUUUAUUGCAAUCAUUGGCUAUAUCAUUAUUCUCAACCAGGAGCACGUUUCGGUAAAUGCACGAUAUGGAGCGUUGUAUCUCAUCGCUUCUGGUUCCUUCGCGGCCUUACCUGGAGCUUGGAUCCUGCUUUUGAACAACGUUUCGGGAUCUUACAAGACAGCCUUUGCCAUGGGUAUGGAAAUUGGUCUGGGCAACGGUGGCGGAUUUGUUGCGUCGUUCUCUUUCCAAUCCAAAGCGGCCCCUUUCUACUGGACAGGAUUCAGGACUACCUUUUCCCUCAUGUGCAUGGCAAUUGGACUAAUCUGUGUUUAUGUGGCUGGCCUCUGGUACGAGAAUCGGCAGAAGCGAUUGGGGAAGCGAAACCACCUCCUGGAAGAAGAGGGUGAUAAUCUGGGAGAUGCCCAUCCCCAUUUCAUCUACACAUACUAG